CAUUUUGUUACUGCUAUUGGAUUGGCCUUGUUCUUUAGUCGUCAGAAGUUGCAUGAAAUAUGUAUUUACUCAAGUAGUAUUGUAUUAAUGCACAAUGCCAAUUAAGUAUGUUCAUAAGACAACUCUAGAUGGAGUCAUCUGUUGAUGAUGUUGUUUCACAGCUGACUUUAAUUGCAGGACUGCAAACCUGGGCAUGUUAACGGUUCAUUAAAAUAUUGAGUUUUUCUGUUUUUCUUGUAUUUAGCUUAAUUCACUUUGUAGUGCUGCAUAUGGUUAACUGUACUAUGAAGUGGUAUCAACCCAGAGAAAUGACAGUAGAUAAUGAAAACAAUAGGAGAAAGAACAUUAAUGCAGCUCGCUUUUUCCCACACACCCACAAAUUAUAUGGAACACUGGCACUUUAACCCUAGUUAGCAUGCUAAUUGCAUUAACAUGCUCGCAAUAGUACACUUCUAACAGAAUAAUUAACAAAGUCAGCUUAAUUCGUGGUGUAAGGACACUGGCUUUGAGACCAUGCCAAGACCACUCAUCCCAAAUUAGAGACAUUGAUUCUUGAGCACAAAGCACAGUGAAGAGGAACAGACACAGAUAAUUAACAGCACUCUUUAAAAAAACCAGUGUGCAUUUCUAGAAUGUCACAGUUUAUCAGCAUCAAACCAAAUACGAACAGAUAUACAAUAGCUGCUAUAUGAUAUUUACCCACCAGAAUUGUGUAUUAGUACUUUCAAAAUAGAAAUAAGAAAUGGCUACAGCCAUUGAAAUCCAUAUAAUCAAUAUUUUGCAACACAACUCUUCUGAAUAAAACAAACCAGGCUAAGGUGUUUAACUGCUCUCCCAACUGGACCAAGCUGGUUAGGCUGGUCUUAUUAAUAGUUUUAGAAGGUUUGGGUCACUGCAGAACAGACGAAGACCAUCUUUGCCAGGUUAGGAGACCAGCUAAAGCCAACAUAACAACUUGUAAUACCUGUGCUAAUUGGCUAAAUAUGAGAGAUUAAUGAAUUGUCACUCUUAUUUAGCAAAUUAGCACAGACAUUAAGAACGAUACACAACGAUCAGAGCGAUAUGCCAGAGUACAAUGUCCUGCACAACAUACAUCUUUGUUGUAUUGUCAGCAGAAGAAGCUUUGAGCUUCUCAGCAGUCAUUUCUCCUGGUAUGCCCUGACUCAUGUGGUCGCCUUUGUGUGUGGUUGUUUUAAUUUGUGUCUCUUCCUUCCAUGUCCUCCUUAUCUAUGUUUUGUCUGAUGACUUUGCGGGAUUGCCACUGGCGGCCUUGAAGGAUGAGGAUGAUGCGGAAACAGGGCUGACGGAUACAGAGAAAGAGGUGGAGUCUAAGGAAGAAGAGAAACUUGGCAAAUUACAGUACUCCUUGGAUUACAAUUUCACAGAGAAUACGCUCAUAGUGGGGAUCAUCCAAGCAGCAGAGCUGCCCGCUAUGGAUAUGGGUGGCACUUCUGACCCCUAUGUGAAGGUCUACCUUCUUCCAGACAAGAAGAAGAAAUUUGAGACCAAGGUCCACCGGAAGACACUGAAUCCCGUUUUCAAUGAGCAAUUCACCUUUAAGGUUCCCUACACUGAGCUUGGAGGGAAAACUCUGGUAAUGACGGUGUAUGACUUUGACCGCUUCUCCAAACACGACGCUAUUGGAGACGUGAAGGUGCCCAUGAAUAAGGUCGACUUUAGUCAUGUGACUGAGGAGUGGAGGGACCUCCUGAGCGCUGAGAAAGAAGAGCAAGAGAAGCUGGGUGACAUCUGUUUCUCUCUGCGGUAUGUGCCCACUGCUGGCAAACUGACCGUGGUGGUUCUGGAGGCCAAGAACCUGAAGAAGAUGGAUGUCGGUGGCCUGUCAGAUCCCUACGUCAAGAUUCACCUGAUGCAGAAUGGCAAGCGGCUGAAGAAGAAGAAGACGACAAUCAAAAAGAACACCCUUAACCCUUACUACAAUGAGUCUUUCAGUUUCGAAGUGCCAUUCGAACAAAUCCAGAAAGUUCAAGUUGUUAUAACUGUUCUGGACUAUGACAAGAUUGGCAAGAACGAUGCCAUCGGCAAAGUGUUUGUGGGUUUGAACAGCACAGGCACCGAGAUCCGUCAUUGGUCAGAUAUGCUGGCCAACCCGAGGAGACCCAUCGCUCAGUGGCACGUGCUCAAGCCGGAGGAGGAAGUGGAUGCCCUGCUAGCAGCUCAGAAAAAAUAGAGCAGCCCGUGCCGCUCUUCAUGCACCCUCACUCCUAAUUUCAUGUCUAAGAAAACCGCCUUCUUGGACCACCCCCUUGAGAUGUUGUGUUGUUACGUCGGUUUUGACCCCUCGCCCCCUUCCUUCCUUCCUUCCGUCGAUAAACUUUCUCUGUCCUUUGUUGUUUCACCUCCAUCCACGACCUUAAAAGUCCCCGACCAAAUGCCCCCUUCUUUUAAGCAAUAUGAUCUGUAUAGAUAGCGCAUGACUGGAGGAAUUUAUUGUACCACAGGUGUAUAUAUCAGUAUGCAGACGAAAAUGAUUUAUAGUUUAUGUGUUUGUAUGUUGUUACCCGUUUCCUAAUCUGUGUAUAUCUUGAUGUUUUUAAUAAGAUGUUCUAUUUUAAAUUAUGUAAAUGCUGACAUAGAAGAGCCAAUAUUAUAUAUAACAGGAUUUAAGAAUGUUACCUUAUUGCAUUCCACUAAAAUAUACGAUAUAUCUCUAUAUAAAUAUUUAAAGAAUUCCAACUUGCAAGACGCUAGUGGAGGUACACUCACUUCGUAAAGGACGGUUUGCGCUUCAUGUUUACUUUUUAAAAAAAAA
Messenger RNA from Sinocyclocheilus grahami, 2773 nucleotides. RefSeq names its product synaptotagmin-1-like. The transcript is spliced from 7 exons. Gene Ontology annotation, molecular function: calcium-dependent phospholipid binding; clathrin binding; SNARE binding. Lineage: Eukaryota; Metazoa; Chordata; Actinopteri; Cypriniformes; Cyprinidae. Gene Ontology annotation, cellular component: axon; synaptic vesicle membrane; dense core granule. The record is from RefSeq and is a predicted model, not a curated record. The coding region runs from base 1166 to 2191 and encodes 341 amino acids. Gene Ontology annotation, biological process: synaptic vesicle endocytosis; calcium ion-regulated exocytosis of neurotransmitter.